This is a messenger RNA of Annulohypoxylon maeteangense, 1038 nucleotides long. Its product is annotated as DUF1264-domain-containing protein. Bases 238 to 927 code for a protein of 229 amino acids. The record is from RefSeq and is a predicted model, not a curated record. Lineage: Eukaryota; Fungi; Ascomycota; Sordariomycetes; Xylariales; Hypoxylaceae. The transcript has 2 exons.
CGAAGCUGGAUGCAACCAGAUGACUAAAUAUUCUAUAGAAUAGGCCAUAGAAACGGCUGGGUAGGUCAUAUCGACGUAUAUUCGCCUCAAGCUAUAAUUCAUAUAAAUAUCGUAAAUGGCCCUAUCCAUCUUGUUACUUUUUCAGACUAAACACUCUAAGGAAACGGUAUCUCAUCCACAAGAGUCAAGUUAAACACGUAAACCACCACCCCCCUUAUUCAAACCCCACAUAAAACCAUGACAACCCAUAACCAUCACCACCCCCAAGAAAUCCCCGGAGGUCCUAUCCCAACCGAAGACAAAGUCCUCGAGACAGGCGCCUCCCUAAUUCAAGACUUCCAGCCCGUGAAGCAGCUCUGCGCUCACCUCAACGCCUUCCACACGUACGCCGACGAGCCCGGCCGGUACGUCGAGACGAACCACUACUGCGCUCACCUGACUGAAGACGUCCGCCAAUGCAUCCUCUACGACAGCCCGGGCCCCAACGCACGGCUAAUCGGGAUCGAGUACAUGAUAACACCCAAACUCUACGCCUCCCUCCCAGCCGCAGAGCGGAAGCUGUGGCACUCGCACGUAUACGAGGUGAAAUCCGGGAUGUUAAUCAUGCCAGGUCCCACGACCGUGCCCGGGGCUCAGCAAGUAUGGGAGGCGGCCGAGACGCAGGAGAUGAAGCAUGUUAUCGGGCUGUACGGCAAGGUGUACCACUUAUGGCAGACGGACCGCGGCGACGCCUUGCCGCUCGGUGAGCCUAAGCUUAUGACGAGUUUCACUGCUGAUGACCAGUUUGACUUUGAGAAGGCGGUGGGGGAUCGCGAUAAGAGGUUCGGUUGUGAUUGGAGGCGGAAGAAGGAGUUGAGAGAGGGCAUCGAGGUGCCUCAGAUUCAUCCGGACGCUGAUGCGGCUUGGAAAAGACGAAAUUCUAUGUAGAGAGCAGAAAAGGGUGAGUUUUGAGCAUUGCCUCUACUCUCACUUGCCAUCUGAAUAAAACGCUUCAUUAAGGAGCGAUUGUAAACUAUUGAGAGAAGCUAAGCUUAGGAG